AAAACUAUCAUUGCACUUUAUAUAAACUGAAGUCAAACAUAUAUAGAUUUUGUGUACACUUUAUUAUACAUAUAUACAUGCCAAUCAAAGUUCUCUGGUCUGAAAGUGUUUCAUAUUAUUAAGAAUGGAAGAAGGGAAGGGUAGCAGAGUGAGAGUUGAGUCGAUGUUAACAGUGGUGUCAAGCACUCCCAUCGAACCCAAUAAGGUCCAAAAGCUCAACGCGCUGGACCACGCGCUGGGUCUCCACACGCUCCACAUCAUCUUCUACUACCGGGCCAACCCGUUUCGUGAAGGUCCGAUGGAGCUCGACUUGGAUAACCUCCGGGUCACGUUGUCGGAGCACCUUUGCAAGUACCCGCCGGCGACCGGACGGCUGGGCCCGGACGAGGAGGGUAAUUGGGAAGUGAAGUGCAAUGAUGCCGGAAUUAGGAUGUUGAGGGCCAGGGUAGGAGUCACGGUUGAUGAGUGGCUCAGAUCGGCUGAUGCGUUAGAGGAGAGGGAUCUGACGGUGUGGGAAGACAUGCCCCAAGAUCCGACCAUUUGGUCUCCCUUUCGAAUUCAGCUAAAUGAUUUUGAAGGUGGUGGACUAGCUAUUGGACUGAGCUUUACACACAUGCACGCAGAUCCAACAAGUGCAACCUUAUUUUUCAAGUCUUGGGCAGAUUUUCACAGAGGCUUGCCGAUUCUUCAUCCUCCCAUUUUCAGUCUUCCUGCAUUCACCAAUCAUCCCAUCCCUAAUCCAACUUCAAAAACAUCAGAAUAUUAUAACACCAAGUGCAAAGAAGCAGAAACUGUGUCUGCACCCAAAAUGUCCACACUCACCUUCAGAUUCUCAGGCUCAAAAAUCAUGAAAUGCCUGUCCCAAGUCCAUCCCAUUUGCCCUGAUGCCACCCCAUUUGAUGUCCUAGCAGCACUCUUCUGGCUGCGAAUCAUGCGCUUCACAUCACCUACUCCCCUCUCUAUUUGCUUAGACUUCAGGAGUCAUAAAAGCAAAGUGAUCCCUUUUCACUACUUUGGCAAUGCUCUCCAUUUCUCAUCACUCUCACUUCAUGCCGAGGCACUGGAGGAUUGUGAGCUAGGCCAUGUUGCAGGGCUCGUGCACGAACAUGUGACACGGAUUGAUGAAGGAGAGUUCUGGUCAGCAGUAGAUUGGUUUGAGUCUCCGAAGGGGGAGACGGGGAAAUAUGCGCCACCCUUUACAAUGUAUGGACCUGAAUUGACCUGCAUUAGCAUGGAACAUAUGUCCUGUGCAGAUGGCACUACAGAUGAAUCUUUAAUGUACUCUGCCAUGUUUAGGCAGGAUGAGAGGCCGGUCCAUGUGAGUUAUCAUGUGGGAAAUGCGGCUGGCAAAGGAUUGAUUAUGGUGAUGCCUUCACCUGGGGAUAGGUUGGGAAGAACAGUGAUGGUCAGCCUUCCAGAACAGCGGAUUGCUAUCCUUUCUCAAGAUCAAGCUAUUGUUGAACUGGAUCCAAUAAUGCUCAUCAGUGGGAAAAGAUAAGCUAGCAUACUGCAUUUCUGAUUUCAAGUUUGUUUUAGGAUUUGUUAUUUGCUUAUGAUACUUGUAUGUUCUACAGGUUUGAUUGUAUUUUCAUAAGAAUACAGACUUCACACUCUUUUUGUGGCAUAUUGUCUGAAAAUCACGACAAAAAUAUAA
Ipomoea triloba (trilobed morning glory) is the source of this 1654-nucleotide messenger RNA. Its product is annotated as shikimate O-hydroxycinnamoyltransferase-like. Gene Ontology annotation, molecular function: acyltransferase activity, transferring groups other than amino-acyl groups. The record is from RefSeq and is a predicted model, not a curated record. Bases 125 to 1498 code for a protein of 457 amino acids. The transcript has 2 exons. Lineage: Eukaryota; Viridiplantae; Streptophyta; Magnoliopsida; Solanales; Convolvulaceae.